Messenger RNA from Aedes aegypti (yellow fever mosquito), 5545 nucleotides. RefSeq names its product protein winged eye. The coding region runs from base 136 to 3900 and encodes 1254 amino acids. NCBI's taxonomy places the organism in Eukaryota, Metazoa, Arthropoda, Insecta, Diptera, Culicidae. Gene Ontology annotation, molecular function: chromatin binding. The record is from RefSeq and is a predicted model, not a curated record. The transcript has 6 exons.
GAACUCCCAGCAGCCACAUGUCUAACUCCUCCGCCUGAUCAAUCCAUUUGUCAACCCGAAGAUGCCGAAGUGGCAUCCCUCAACUGCGGAGCUCCAGAAGUUCAAGACGCCAAUAUCCAAACCGAUACCCCCAUCAUGAGUGAAGACGACAACACUGUGGAAACUGACGAAGUUCCUCACCAACAAGACGCCUCUACGCUUACACUACCGACGAACCCGUCGGACGAGGUGCCCUUCCCUGAAACGUUCGUCCCUCAGUCCACCAUCAUACCAACCGAAAUGCUGUGCCAUAGCAUCAUUAAUAACAGCGGUGACUCCGCCAUCGAACCGGACAUGUCCACUCACUCGUCGUCCGGUGCUAGCCUAAACCUUAGCAAUACCAGUAGUACAAACUGUGAUCAAACGGAAAUGGAACCGGAAGACCACGUAAAUACUUCCGCUCCUUGCUCCGUACUCCCCGAGACUCAACCACUCACCGUCAACGCCAACUGUGGCCUGCGGAUACCGAAGCUCGAAAUGCUCUCCCCUGUCGAACCCCCAAUGCCCCCAGAACCCGAAGAGUACCAUCCUGACCCCACCGGUCCCAGCCAGCAGGAUCAUCCCGUGGACCUAAGCGGACUCGAACUACUCUCGCGAAGCAUAGAAGUCUUCCAGAAAAAAGCUUCCAUGAUCAAAAAAGAACCCAUCUCCCCGCAACUUCCACCAGACCCUCCGCAGCUUCUUCCAGUCGCUCCACUCAUCCCGACCCACCCAGUAUCCGAUCCACAACCCUCAGAACCAACGCAUCCCGCCAUUCCUCCGCCAGUGGCUGACGCCUUUAUCCGCAACGACGAGCCCAUGGUUGGCCUGAACCUGCUUUGCGCCCUAGCCGAGCAGCGCUUCCAGGAGGAAGGCAUGUUUAAGAAGGAUUCUCCUGCCGUCACUCACUUCUCACCUUCUCUGUCACCAUCGGAUGAAAAACACGACCAAUCCGUCGAGUCUUCAUCCCCAUCUCAGGCUCCGCUAGCGGCGGCUAGCCCGGAAAUCCCGUCGCGGAAGCGCAAGCACAAGCAUUCCAAAGAUUCGCGGAAAUCCAGCAAAAAGUCCAAGCACGAUAAAGAGCAACGGCGAGAACGCAAGCGGAAGCAUAGCUCCGAUGCGGCGAACGAGGAAGACGAACUCGACGGCGAACUAAAGCAGAGCUUUUCGCGAAUCAAGGCCAAACUGGAGAAGUGCAGUUGUAAAGACGCGGAUGAAAAGGAUCACCGUUGUGCUGGAAAAACCACGUGGCCAUCGACAGCCAACGAACUGUUUAGUGUGAUCGAACACGACAUGAAGGAGAGGCUAGUGAACAUUACAAGGCAAUGCGAGGAGAAGAAACGAGAAUUGGAGCAGAUGAACUCGACGUCGGUUGCUAAAGUCAAACCACUGACAGCGAUGGUGCGAAUACCGGACAUAGGGAAGUCGUACUUUGGCGGGUUCAACCCCAGCCCCAGUGGAUUAAUGAACGGAAGUUCUGGCAGUGGAGCUGUUAGUAAUGGAGUACCAGCACCAACGCUGAUAGCGCCGAAGCUUAGCACAAUUCCGGCGCUAUCGCCGAAUUUCUCAUCCUCAUCCAACUCAACGACCUUCGUUGAGUUGCCAAAGCUCAGCUCAGACACCGAUUCCAGCAAAUUGGAAGACGUGGACUCAUGUUCCAUCGAGAGGCUAUCAUUUUCGAAACGCAAGGGAGGAAUUCCCAAGAAACAUGACGAUAUUGCCCUGACGGAAACGAUCGUCGCCAAGAAACCCAAGAGCCUUGUUGGAUACAUUCUGGCGUCGAAGAACCGCAUGGGAGAUAGCAACGUCAAAGAAUCUGGUCAUCACAAAUCAUCGCAACAUCAUCAUCACUACCACCAUCACCGUCAAAGUGCCGGAGCGGCGACAGCUAUAAGCAGUAAGCAACAACAGGGAGAGGUCAAACAGAAGAAGUCUCCGAUCCAUUCGUCUAAGUUCGAGAGCACCACAAGCGAUGACACCAGUAACUUAUCCGACAGCUCUACCAAGGCGCAAGUCAAGAUCAAAUCGCCUGCCUUCAGCUUUGAGGAUGAGAACAGCAAGCCAUCGGAUGCAGCCUUCUCGAUCUUUGGAGGCAAACCUUCGAUCUUCGACAAGGUGAAAACAUCACCGAUGAGCAGUGCUUCGAUGAACGCACUGAAAUUGUCCCCGGUACAAGCAGUGGUUAUCCCGCUGAAGCACCAUCACUCCAAGCAUAAGAAAUCGCGCAGCAAGGAGCGUAAACGGCGCAGCUCCGAGAAGAAGCGAAUCGAUCAAAAGUGUCUGCUCACAAGCGACUAUCUGAACCAAAAUAAGACCCGGGUGUUGACUGCCAUGGGAGGUCUGUUCUACGCUGGAUGCUUAAGUGCAGUUCAGCCACCGGAUAUCUACGCCGUAACGCUAGACGGCGAACGUGGAAACAGACCACAUAUUAUGUCGCGGGAAGAAGUGCUCCGUGAUGCGAUUCUGGAAGUUGCCCCGAAAACGGUCGACGAGAUCAUUCCAGGAACUCGGCUCUGCGCUUACUGGAGUCAGCAAUAUCGGUGUCUAUACCCAGGAGUUGCGGCUGAACCAACAUCCCCGGAUCCAGAGAAGCGAUACGUCAACGUGGAAUUCGACGACGGCGACAGCGGAAGGAUCGCCCUGGAAGACAUCCGAUUCCUGCUCAGCGAUUACCCGAUAGUCGGCAAGAGAAAGCGCCAGCCAAGCAUUUCGGAAGUGGGUACCGCAGGUACAACCACGACCGGAACGACAGCUAGCGCUCCAUUGGCAGCCACCGCCACUACCAGUAGUACAACGACGACGAUAACCACGACCAACUGCUUUGCGGUGGUCAGUGAUCGAACGGACAAGCGAGUUCACGACGACGCUUACCGAGAAGAACGUCGCCGGUUGAAGAAGAUCCGCAAGGACAAACUUCGCCGGUUAGCAGCCAACAAUGCCGAGCUGUCGACGCACAAGCAUAAGAAGAAGUCCAAGUGCUACGACGAGUACUGCAAACAUCGGAAGCAUAAGAAGCGGAGAAAGCACAAGAAGCACCACCGGGAGCACGACGUGCCGUCUUCUCCGGACCAGGCGGCCGCCGGUUCGAUGGACGAUGACAUAUCGCAUGAGGACAGCGCAUCCCAAAUGGCAGGACCGUUCAGCCCGGCAUCGGUUGGAGACGUUCCCGCAUCGGAGGACAAGACCGACGAGAAGGAAGUGUUCAAUCCCAGCCUGAAGGAAGAUACGAUGACCGAAAACGAGGAAGCGAGUUCGUCGAUCACAGAAAGUUCCGGGUCGUAUUAUCAACCCAAGAAGUCGGCGGCAGAAAAGUCCGACAAACGGCAAUCGACGGAGAACAAUAGCAAAAUUGCGGCGUUCUUACCGGCCCGGCAAUUGUGGGCUUGGUGCGGCAAGGGUUACCGGCGUUCGACGGGUCGUGUUAAGAAGCAAUUCUACAAGUCAAUUCAGCGCGGCAAGGAAACGAUUUCGGUCGGCGACAGUGCCGUUUUCCUGUCCACCGGUCGUCCCGAUCGGCCCUACAUCGGUCACAUCGAGUCCAUGUGGGAAACUUCCACCAACAACAUGGUGGUCCGCGUCAAAUGGUUCUACCAUCCGGAAGAAACCGAAGGAUGUCCAAAUCUGAAAUAUCCGGGUGCCCUCUUCCAAUCGCCGCACGAGGAUGAAAACGAUGUCCAAACGAUUUCGCACAAGUGUGAAGUGCUCGCCCUCAAGGAGUACACGGCCAAGUUUGGGGCCGACCCGAAGCAGUACAGUGCCAUCUACGACAACAACGAUACGUAUUAUCUGGCCGGAUACUACGACCCGACGGUGAUGACCAUCAAGAUGCAGCCGGAAAUCGAAGUGCUACCGGGCGAGGAGAAGUGGGUUAAAACCGAUUAGACGUUGAUAGGGUUGAACAGUUGAAGAAACCCCUGGCUAUAGGAGCACGGUGUGCAAUGUUAAAGGUACUCCUUAGUGAGACAGCAAUACUUAUUGAAUGAGACGUCGGCAGUGCCGACUGUUUGCAAAAAGACUUCUAAACAGAGUUGUUGAACUUGUUUCAAAGACUUGAAUUCGCUAGCAUUAGACGUAGGAGCUAGACGUUUCCGGGAUGGCCGGAUAGCUAUACGGAAUCAUGUGAACUAGUGUCACUUUAUGAAAGUGUUUUAGAAUUAGAAUGUACAGUUUAAAUCUUUGAGAUUCUUCGUAGACAUGUAAAUUGCUGUAAAUAGAUUUGAAUUAAACUAAUAUUGAUGUUUAUGCUCUUAAUAAAAACUGGAUUACAAUAUCAGUAGUAGUAAGCAGAAAAUAUAUUUUUCUACAUGGAGAGAUUUUAACGCUUAUCGUGGAUAUAUAUCAAGCGAGUCAAAAGAAUUCAAAAGAGAGCUUUUUGGAAAUGAAAUUUGAUAUACCUCUGCUAUACAUUGCAUCAGCGAACAAAAACAACAUUUUGGAGUGAUAUUAGAACAACAAAAUUAAGCUACAGAACUAUCUAAACAUGUCUAAAGUAUUGCCAAAAUUUGUCGUCAUUGUUUGGGUUAGGUUUGUUUAAAUGUACAGCAGGGGUGCCAACCAAAUUCAAAAUUCAAUUUUGCGCGCAAAUAGAUUUGCUGAAAUACGCAACGGUUACAUACAGAAGCCUACUUAAAUAAAGUACUUUCAACUUGAUCUCUUAAACACACACUAAUUGGUACAAUAAAAUCCGUUUUAAGCAAAUACUCUAGUAUUAAAAAUGACAAUUGUUGAUGAAUCUACAUACGUAGCAGGAUAGAGAAACAAUCGGCACUACACUCAAUAGCAUGGGCUAAUUUAUUCAAACUAGACUAAAACAAACGAAAAACAACCGUAGUGAAUCAAAAUGCUCUUAAAAAUACGGAUUCCGACAGUUUUAAAACUCUGCAUUCGUUGACUACUGAAUGAUUACAAAUUGACGAAUUGCAUUUGAAAGCGACAAACACGAAACCCAGUGGCAAACAAUUACAGUUUUACGUUGUUUCAGUGUAAAUAUAAAAUUUAGUGCAAAUUAUCAAGCACACACACAAUGUUUAUAGAAAGUGAAGAAAAACUCGACGAGCUUCAAAACGCUAUACUACAAGUUUAGCUCCUGUACCAUCCUCCCCUUUCCCCUCUUUUUCCAGUACGGAUUUGUUGAGUUAAAAAUGUUCUAGCGCUAAUUUAAGGUGUACACUAAUUUAUGCAAUUGAUGAAUUUUCUUCGCCGCAAAACGAUUAUCAUUACUAUUAUUAUUAUGAUUAGCGUUCAAAUUAAAUGUGUAAUAUUAUACUAGCUGUGUAGUAUGGACCUACUCAUGCAAAACAAAUAUCGGAAAUCAAAAAACAAACUGUACGUGGUUAGUGAGCGGAUUGCUCGAGUGAGAAAUUGAAAGAGCGAGAGAGAAAGAGAAGGCAAGAUUUAGCAUUUACAAGCGAUUGACGCGAAUGAAUGAAGGAGAAAGCGAGCGAACGUUUAGUUUUUAAGUGGUAUGAUUUAUCCCGUGAAUGUAUGUGUAACGUAAAGGUAAUAAAAAUCAUUCUUAAAAUUGGAA